This is a messenger RNA of Rhizopus microsporus ATCC 52813, 1081 nucleotides long. Its product is annotated as P-loop containing nucleoside triphosphate hydrolase protein. Lineage: Eukaryota; Fungi; Mucoromycota; Mucoromycetes; Mucorales; Rhizopodaceae. The transcript is spliced from 4 exons. The record is from RefSeq and is a predicted model, not a curated record. Bases 196 to 969 code for a protein of 257 amino acids. Gene Ontology annotation, molecular function: GTP binding.
CUUGAGCAUUUUUCUUUUCAAAUUGAGAACAGAACGACCGUACUCCCAAUGGGCGUUGAUCGAUUACUGCAUUAGUAAGGAAAUGGCUUCUUGUACCACACAGAACCAUGGAUCUACUGUCAGCCACUUUCGUGGUUCUUUUUCUUGUUAGAUCUCACCUAAGCCUUCUUUUUAUUUCUUAAUUUUUUAAUAGUUAUGAUAUCAGGAGAAGAAAAAAACACCUUUGUUGUCUCAGCUCUUGGCGCGGUUGGAACUGGAAAGUCAAGCUUAUUAAACGCAAUUACUGGUGAAUAUACAUUUGAAACUGGAAAUGGUGUAGAACUGACUACACAACAAGUUAACGGAAUCACAAAAGAAUGGAAGUUUGCUCCUUCUUUACAAUAUUGCCACCUGAUUGAUACUCCUGGACUCAUAGACUCUAGCGUUCACGACCGCCAAAGCAUACAAGAAAUGAUUAAAUAUUUCAAAUCACUUCAAUAUGGCGUAAGUGCAUUCUUUUUGGUAUUCAACAUCAAUGAUAUAAGAUUGGACGCAUAUACUCAAAACAUGCUUGUUUUAUUCCACCAACUGCUUGGAAAGGACUUUUGGAACUUUGUUAUCAUUGUAUUUACGCAUGUUGAUGAAGAAUUCCGUGAUGACUUGGAAGAUAAUAUGGAUGCUGUUACUGCAAGUGAUGAUGGGUUUGUAGCAGAGAUUAGAAGGAUUUAUAAACUUUCAAAGAGCUUUGAACCUUCAGUCGUGUUCACAUCGACGCAGAAUGUGCGUAAUAGUAGCUACACUCAAAGACAUAUUCGCGAGCUUUAUUAUGCUGUGGGAAUGUGUGAAGCAAGAAAUAAUGGUAAACGAUUCACUUGUAACUGGUUCAAACAAAUCAUGAGCAUCCCAGGUGAAGAACAAAAGUCUAAUUUUAUUGCAGAAAGUAUCAAAGACGCAUGGUCAUCAAUGUCUAACGUAUGCCAGAUACAGUAAUAAAGACACACGCCUGUCCUUAUUUUCAAGAAGCUAUUACAUGCUUUUGCCUUUAGAAUGACCUGAAGGAAGAAUGUAUAGUAGAAAUACAUACUACAAUUAUUCGCACACA